GCAUGCAUCACCCUUCAUUGCAUAAAUGAAACUCCACAAAGCAGACACUUACCUGUUUCUUGGCUAUAAAACACAAGCCCUUCAAUUCCGAACAACCUCUUGAACUUGUCCAUUUGAACACUAAAACUUCUCUUCAUAAUCAAGAAAAACCAUCCAACCAAUAUCCAUGGCCUAUGGACGAAGUCCAACCAGCUCUUUCAUAGAAGGGUUCUCUCUAAGUCCUCUGCCAUAUCCAGUUCUGCUCAUUCUUGCUGUAAUCUCAAUCUUUUUUGGCAUAUCCUGGUACUCAUCCUAUGACUCAGCUGUGGAAGAAGCUGAAACGCAUUUCAGUUGGCUGCUUUUGUUUACAGCAAUAGCACUUCUGCUUCUUGUUAAGCUGCUGUCUUUUCUGGAUCCUGAUUGGUUCUUCUCCUUGUGUCCAUGGGGAAGCAACAGGAUAACCUAUCAUGAACCUUCAGAGGGAAGCUCACCAUGGGGUGUUGUUGCUGUCAUUGUGCUCAUGCUAGUUUUGCUGCAAUACCAGUCUAUUUUCCGGGACAGCUGGCACGUUAAAAAAUAAAAAAUAAAAAAAAAGUUGUGUGUAUAUGUAGUAGUUGUUGUAUAUAAUGGAAUAUGAUCUUCUACUUAUAAUUUCUGUACUGAUAUUGUGAAAUAUAUUUUACUCAUGUUUAUUUUCACAUCAA
Molecule: messenger RNA, 683 nt
Organism: Prunus avium (sweet cherry)
Lineage: Eukaryota; Viridiplantae; Streptophyta; Magnoliopsida; Rosales; Rosaceae
Source: RefSeq, a predicted model, not a curated record